Papilio machaon (common yellow swallowtail) is the source of this 1152-nucleotide messenger RNA. RefSeq lists its product as uncharacterized. The transcript is spliced from 2 exons. NCBI's taxonomy places the organism in Eukaryota, Metazoa, Arthropoda, Insecta, Lepidoptera, Papilionidae. The record is from RefSeq and is a predicted model, not a curated record. Bases 1 to 1152 code for a protein of 383 amino acids.
AUGACCAACGAGAAUUUCAAUCAAACAGCAAAAAGCGCUGAAUGCGUUUUAAAAUUGUCUGCAAAAUAUUUCGUGGAGAAAAAAGCAUUAAGCGGUAGUAUUGUCGUGAUCAAUAUCAACUCCUAUGAUUCUACUACUCAGAGUUUAUUAUUGCAGACCGUUAAUGGAGGGAUGAAAUAUUCAGUGAUGGUAAAGGAUUCUACCUUUCCGCACGCUAACGCAACGCAUUUCCCCGAGAAAGCGAAGAAUUAUAUGUUAAUUUUAGAAGACAAAUCGGAAUUGACGAGAAAUAUAUUGCAAGUGCAUCAGUUACCAUCGUGGAACCCACUCGCUAAAGCCGUAGUUUAUUAUCAACUCCGGGCAGGAGAAGUGGGUGAAAAUGUUGCUAUGGAUUUUAUAAAUGAACUACGUACUUAUAAACUUCUUAAGAGCAUUGUACUAAUACACGAUGCUUUAGAAGAUGAAGUUAUUUCAUAUUCUUGGAGGCCUUACACUGAUACAAAUUGUGGAGGAGAAUGUGAUUCUGUUUACAUACUUGAUACAUGCAAGGAUGCAAAUUUUGUUGAAGGCGAACAACUAAGAAAUAUAAUUCCCAUAGACAUGAAAGGCUGUCCCCUCAUAGUUCACGCUAUCGUAGCUGAACCCUACGUUAUGAGUCCGUCAAGAAAGAUUUCUAAUUAUAGUGAUAUUUAUGAAUUCGAUAAGGGCGGAGAAAUAAAUUUACGCGCAGCGUUCGACCGAAACUUUGCAGUAGUCGCUUCUAGAAGACAAGCUAAAUACCAGGAUCAAAAUUUAGGCAAAGGUACAAGUUACAUCUACUGUUUUCCAGAAAGUGACAAUUUAUAUAAAUAUAGCGUGGUACUUUUAGCGAGGAAAUGGUUUCCGAUACUUGAUCGGUUUAAUAGUAUCAUACGAAGUGUCACAGAGAACGGGCUCAUAGAAAAAUGGAACAGGGAAUUAUUUAUUCAUCGACCAAAUGUAGAAAGCGUGGGAGCCAUACUUCCGAUGAGUAUUCAACAUCUUUUAGGUGCUUUUGCUUUUAUUCUUAUCAUGUAUGUUCUCAGUACCUUGAUAUUUAUCAGUGAAUUAUUUCUGGGUUAUAUUAAUAGGCGGAAAUUGAUUGUUAAGGCCAUUUAUCCUUUUCAGAAAUAA